This is a messenger RNA of Penicillium oxalicum, 4122 nucleotides long. RefSeq names its product DNA-directed RNA polymerase. The record is from RefSeq and is a predicted model, not a curated record. Gene Ontology annotation, cellular component: mitochondrial DNA-directed RNA polymerase complex. The transcript is spliced from 2 exons. Gene Ontology annotation, biological process: mitochondrial transcription. The coding region runs from base 1 to 4122 and encodes 1373 amino acids. NCBI's taxonomy places the organism in Eukaryota, Fungi, Ascomycota, Eurotiomycetes, Eurotiales, Aspergillaceae. Gene Ontology annotation, molecular function: mitochondrial promoter sequence-specific DNA binding; DNA-directed RNA polymerase activity.
AUGUUAUCCCGAGUGGCUCGUCAGAAAAACGCGCUCUUUCAUUUACGGAAAGCAAAUGCCUCUCGCACUUUGGGCGCAUCAUCACCAUUGCGUCUGCCGUCAAAAACUAGUCGCUUAACAUCGACCCUGAGCUCGCAAUGCCUUCCAUCGCAUAUUCGACCCCGAAGAUCAUCACUCCGGUCACAACGGAGUCUCGCCACGGCCACUGAUCAAUCUGUCCUCGACCGCGGAUCUUAUAUGUCUCUAGAUGAUUCCUCGUACCCUCCAAAUCUCGCAAACUCGAAUUCCUUCCACUUGAACGAUAACUUCGACACAUCCUCCCUCAUUGUUCUCAACGAGACACCGCAAACUCAACCCAAGAUCUUGCGGAAAAUUCGGGGAAUCGGUGGCGACGAAGAUGAGAUGCUGGCCAACUUCAAUAUGUCUCUCCGAGUGGGCCGAUUUGAUCGUGCAGCAGCACUGAUCAGCCGCCUCAAGACGUACUACGCCGUGGAUUCUGCGGAGUUUUUGUCUCUGCAUAAUCACUAUCUCAAGGCUAUGGUCGCACACAUGAUCUACACCCGACAGUCAGACAUGGUCCUGCCUUUGCAAAAAUGGUUCGAAGUUGAUAUGCCAGCUGGAGGUGUUAAACCUGAUGCAACCACGUUCGCGGUCAUGGUUCGCAUGUCGCUUCGUAUGCUUCACGGAUCCAAGCGGGAUCGGUCGGUUCGUCGGUACUGGGGCCUUGCCAAGAGCGCAGGCCUCCACGAAGAUCUCUUGGCUAGUGAGGUGCUGACCGAUCUUGACUUGGGCGAAUUAUCCAAGAUCUGCUAUUCAGACUUGUCUUACCCAAUUCCCUCCAACGAAAUUGACGAGUCCUUACCUGAGCAGCAGACUCAACAGCUUGAUAACGUUCCGGAGGUUCUUGCUGCAGAUCAGAAGGGUCUCGGUCUCAGCUCCCUGAAAGAAUCUUUGGCCCUCUUCUCGGAUGAUGUUAGUAUCACGUUGCCGGAAGACUUCAAGGGUACCGAAGCGGAGAAGCGCGAGCUCUAUGCCCAGUUGCGCCAGCAAAGACUGGAGUCUGACACUAUGAAGACCGCUUCAAAGCGCUGGCGUGCGGAAUUUGAGGACCGGGUGAAAGCAGGUGUCGACGUGGCUUCUGGCAAGUCAAGACUGAAGGCGGUCAUGAGUCAGUGGCAUUCUGAUUUGUCAAAUGCGAUCAAAACCGAGAUCAAGCUUGCCCAGGAGGCUGAGACACAACCUAUGCGCACGGAGGAGCAGAAGGCUCGCUGCGAGUACGGCGUCUACUUAGAGUCCCUGGAUUCGGAUCGCUUGGCUGCAGUGACGGUGCUUUCAGUAAUGGAUGUCUUCACUCGAAAUGGAAUGCAAAAGGGUACAAAGGUCUCCACUGUUGCUGCUUCGAUCGGAAAAGGCGUCCAAGACGAGUUGAUCGCGGAAGCAUACUUGGAAAAAAACUCAUCGCCUGAUUCUAGGCGCACCAAAAUGGUGAAGGAGAUGCUUGCUGACCGCAGGAGCAAGGAUGGUCGUUUGCAAUGGAAGGCAAUCUCCGAGAACUUGCAGAAAGAGCAUGAGGAAUUCGCCUGGACUCCACGAGUCACUGUACGAAUUGGAGCUGUGCUCAUGGGUCUCCUCUUCGACGUCGCUAAAGCUCCCGUGAAGACCACAGACCCCGCCACUGGCAAAGUCACCACAGCCAUGCACCCGGCCUUCCUGCACGCGUAUGAAAUGAACUUCGGCAAGCGCUUGGGUUUGUUCCACAUGAAUCCGGAAAUUAUCGACAUCAUCAGCAGAGAACCCCCGGCAGAUUUAUUGGGUCGCCAUCUCCCCAUGAUUUGCAAACCGCAGCCGUGGACUGGAUCAAAGAAAGGCGGAUAUCGCCUUUAUCAGAGCAACAUCGUUCGAUCUACUCCCGGUGAGACUUUGCAGCCAGCCUAUGUCAAGGCUGCUUUGGAAAAUGACGGUCUGAAGGAUAUCCGCAAAGGACUUGAUGUCUUGGGAAACACUGGCUGGGUCAUCAACCCAGACGUCUUUAAUGUCAUGCUUGAGGCUUGGAAUUCUGGAGAAAGCAUCGCCAGUCUGGCGCCACUGGAUCCAGAUUUGCCCAUCCCUCCUAAGCCAGAACCAGACGCGGGCUUUGCAGCUGAGCGCGAUUGGCAGCUUCAAAUGCGUGAUAUUGAGAAUCUUAGGUCUGGCUAUCACUCAAUGCGAUGCUUCCAGAAUUUCCAGUUGGAGGUAGCACGUGCUUUCCGAAAUGAGACGUUCUAUCUUCCCCACAACAUUGACUUCCGCGGCCGAGCCUAUCCUCUUCCGCCAUACUUGAAUCAAAUGGGCGCUGACAAUGCUCGUGGGCUGCUCCUUUUCAGUGAGGCAAAGCCUCUUGGGGAGGGCGGACUCCGCUGGCUGAAAAUUCAAAUUGCCAAUCUUGCAGGCUUUGACAAGGCUAGUAUGUCAGAGCGUGAGCAAUACGCAAUGGAUCAUCUCGAUGAUAUUCUCGACUCUGCGAACAAGGGCCUCCACGGAAAGCGCUGGUGGCUGAAGGCCGAAGAUCCCUGGCAGUGUCUGGCGGCCUGUUGUGAGCUUCGGAAUGCUUUGGCUCUGCCUGACCCGACACAGUACGCCUCUCGCUUGCCAAUUCACCAAGAUGGAUCUUGUAACGGUCUUCAGCAUUACGCAGCUCUUGGAGGAGAUCUUGUUGGCGCUCAACAAGUCAAUUUGGAGCCCUCUGAUCGACCUUCCGAUGUUUACACCGGUGUCUCGGAGUUUGUCAAGAAGUCGGUGGCGAAGGACGCUGCAGAGGGUAAUCAGGUUGCCAAGCUGUUGGAUGGACGUAUCACCCGAAAGGUUGUGAAGCAGACAGUCAUGACCAACGUUUACGGUGUUACUUUUAUGGGAGCAAUGCGUCAGGUCCGCCGUCAACUUAAUGAUCAUUUUCCGGAUCUGUCUAGUGAGAUGAAAAAGGACGGUGCGCUGUAUAUUGCGCGGAAGAUUUUUGAGGCUCUCGGCUCUAUGUUCAAUGGUGCUCACGAGAUCCAGUAUUGGCUAGGUGACUGUGCCACGCGCAUUACUCAGUCUUUGACUCCUGAGCAGAUUGAGGCUAUGUCGAACGAAGCCUUGUCUCCCUCUCAGUCGAACGAUAAAGGCGCCAAGGCUAAAAUCGAUCCAUCAAAGAAGUUCCAGUCUACCGUUAUCUGGACCACUCCGCUUGGCUUGCCCGUGGUGCAGCCAUACCGCACACGAAAAGCCCGACGCGUGGUGACCUCCCUCCAAACCGUUAGCAUUGUGGACCCCAGCGCUGAAGACGUUGUUUCUCGCCGAAAGCAGCUUCAGGCCUUCCCCCCGAAUUUCAUCCACUCUCUCGAUGCCACCCACAUGAUCAUGUCGGCGAACGCCUGUCACGAUGCCGGUCUGACCUUCUCCGCUGUUCACGACUCAUUCUGGACCCAUGCUGGCGACGUGGACUCCAUGAACUCUAUUCUUCGCGAUGCGUUCGUGCACAUGCACUCUGACGACAUUGUCGGACGGCUCGCUUCUGAGUUCAACGUGCGCUAUGGUAAGAACAUCUUCCUCGCGAAGAUCGACGCCAACAGCGAAAUUGGUCGCGCGCUGCGAAAGAGUCGGAAGGCAAAUGUUCGCAACGCCAAGCUCGUUGAGUUGAUUGAUGAGCACCGCCGACAGACUCUACUCAGAUCAGACGAUCCUGCGGACCAGGCUGAGGGUCGUGCCAUGGAAACCCCCGCGGCCAUUUUCGAGAAGAUGGGUGGCACAGAUGAUCUGUUGGCUAUGGCAAGUACCCUCGGCGAAACAACUGUCGGCCAUGUUCCAGAAGACUUGGCUGCGGCUGAGAGGGGACCUUCCUCGAAUGUUGAUACCAGUGACCCGGCUAUUCAGAGUCUGUUCACUGAGAUUGAGAUGAUGGAUUCUCAGUCUUCUGCCGCUGACGCUGACGCUGAAGAUGUCUCGGCGGCAGAUGAAGCUGCGGUUGAUGCAAAGAAACCAUCUAAGCAGAGAAAGAGGCAGAAGCCGCAGACUUGGCUCUGGCUUCCACUGCGAUUCCGACCGGUCCCUACGAAGGGUUCUUGGGAUUUAAGCCGGAUCCGUGACUCUCAGUAUUUCUUCUCUUGA